Osmia lignaria (orchard mason bee) is the source of this 3413-nucleotide messenger RNA. RefSeq names its product V-type ATPase subunit a family protein Vha100-1 (gene Vha100-1). Gene Ontology annotation, molecular function: ATPase binding; proton-transporting ATPase activity, rotational mechanism. NCBI's taxonomy places the organism in Eukaryota, Metazoa, Arthropoda, Insecta, Hymenoptera, Megachilidae. The record is from RefSeq and is a predicted model, not a curated record. Gene Ontology annotation, biological process: vacuolar acidification; proton transmembrane transport. Gene Ontology annotation, cellular component: plasma membrane; vacuolar proton-transporting V-type ATPase complex; vacuolar proton-transporting V-type ATPase, V0 domain.
UGUGCCGUCACGCGAGUCUUCUUGUGUUCGGUGCACAGUACUUAUUUAAAUUGUAUGGAUUGUCGCUAGUGUAGUUUUUGGGCGUUAACUAAAAAUACGAGUAACGACAUACCGUCAUCUUGUGAUUUAUGGCCAUCUUACCUCGUGAUUAUCCUAUUGAUUACUUAUUCUAUCCGCAAUGAGAAGUUGGUGCGUCCGUUAAGCAUUUAAGGAAAGGAGGUUUUGAAACUUAUGUGUGAAUUGAUAAUACGUUCAGCUACUUUUUCAUUUUUAAAUUUUCUAGAUAAAGCUUACUCUUUAUGCUGUAGUUUUUAGUUAUUUUAUAAUAAGGAUCAUUGAAAUAUUGUCGAAUACAAAUAUGGGAUCGCUUUUUCGAAGCGAAGAGAUGACCUUGUGUCAACUCUUUUUGCAAAGUGAAGCCGCAUACGCCUGUGUUUCGGAGCUUGGCGAACUUGGACUUGUGCAAUUUCGAGAUCUUAAUCCUGAUGUCAAUGCAUUUCAACGAAAAUUCGUUAAUGAAGUACGUCGGUGUGAUGAAAUGGAACGAAAAUUACGAUAUUUGGAAAAAGAAAUUAAAAAAGAUGGUAUUCCCAUGCUCGAUACCGGAGAAAAUCCAGAAGCACCCCAGCCUAGAGAGAUGAUAGACCUCGAAGCAACGUUUGAAAAAUUAGAAAAUGAGCUACGAGAGGUCAAUCAGAAUGCAGAAGCUUUGAAACGUAAUUUUUUGGAAUUGACAGAGUUGAAACACAUACUCAGGAAAACGCAAGUGUUUUUUGAUGAGGCUGAGAAUGGAGGUGUCGUGUCGCAGAUGGCAGACCCCAGCCGUGAGGAAGAACAAGUCACUCUCUUGGGUGAAGAGGGCCUCCGCGCUGGCGGCCAGGCUCUCAAGCUCGGUUUCGUCGCAGGAGUUAUCCUAAGAGAACGUAUUCCAGCAUUUGAACGCAUGCUUUGGCGUGCGUGUCGUGGAAAUGUAUUCUUACGUCAAGCAGAAAUUGAAACUCCUCUGGAGGAUCCCUCGACGGGAGACCAAGUCUUCAAAUCUGUAUUCAUCAUAUUCUUCCAAGGAGAUCAGCUGAAGACUCGAGUAAAAAAAAUCUGUGAAGGAUUCAGAGCUACUUUGUAUCCUUGCCCUGAGGCACCUGCUGAUCGUCGUGAAAUGGCAAUGGGAGUUAUGACCAGAAUUGAAGAUUUAAAUACAGUUCUUGGACAAACCCAAGAUCAUCGUCAUCGUGUCUUAGUAGCUGCUGCAAAGAAUAUCAAAAAUUGGUUUGUCAAAGUCCGUAAAAUCAAGGCAAUUUACCAUACAUUGAAUUUGUUUAAUUUAGAUGUUACACAGAAAUGUUUAAUUGCUGAAUGCUGGGUUCCUGUGCUGGACAUUGAAACAAUUCAAUUGGCAUUGAGACGUGGAACUGAACGUAGUGGAAGUUCUGUACCGCCAAUUCUAAAUCGUAUGGCAACUUUUGAGGAUCCACCAACUUACAAUCGGACAAAUAAAUUUACUAAAGGUUUCCAAGCUUUGAUAGAUGCAUAUGGAGUUGCUUCAUAUAGAGAAAUGAAUCCAGCACCUUAUACUAUAAUAACAUUUCCAUUUUUGUUUGCUGUGAUGUUUGGAGACUCUGGCCAUGGACUUAUUCUGUUUCUUUUUGGUGGAUGGAUGGUACUAAAGGAGAAACCACUGGCUGCGAAAAAAUCUGAUAAUGAAAUUUGGAAUAUAUUCUUUGGUGGUCGAUAUAUUAUUUUUCUAAUGGGUCUAUUUUCUAUCUACACUGGGUUCAUAUACAACGAUGUGUUUUCUAAGUCAUUGAAUAUAUUUGGUUCCUACUGGGCAAUCAAUUAUGACUAUAGUACGAUACACGCAAAUAAGGAGUUACAACUAAAUCCUAGUCAAAAGGACUAUUUGCAAACUCCAUAUCCAGUAGGAAUGGAUCCUGUGUGGCAGUUAGCUGAGAAUAAAAUCAUCUUUCUAAAUUCAUACAAAAUGAAAAUAUCUAUAAUUUUUGGAGUCUUGCAUAUGUUAUUUGGUGUAAUUGUUGGACUGUGGAACCAUAUGUACUUUAGAAGGAAACUUAGCAUAUUUUGUGAAUUUAUUCCUCAAAUUGUAUUUUUAAUGUUUCUUUUCCUGUACAUGGUACUCCUUAUGUUCAUUAAAUGGAUGAAAUAUGGCCCUGAUAAUGGUGGUAGUGAUCCAGAACAUGGCCCUUUCUGUGCACCAUCAGUAUUAAUUACUUUUAUUAACAUGGUACUAAAUAAACCUGGAACCGCACCAGAACAAUGCACACCUUGGAUGUAUGCUGGACAAGAAGGAUUCCAGAAACUUCUUCUUUUUGUAGCUCUUCUUUGCAUUCCAUGGAUGUUGCUCGCCAAACCUUUUAUGUUAAUGUACAAUAGAAAGAAGCAACAUGUUCAGUUAAAUAACCAUGGUACAGAAAAUGGAGAUGUAGAAGGUGGUGUUGAAUCGAUACAACCAGCAAACGGAGUCCCCCAAGGAACUCACAGGGAAGAAGAAGAAGAAGAUAUGAAUGAAGUAUUUAUUCAUCAAGGCAUUCAUACUAUUGAGUAUGUACUUGGUAGUGUAUCACAUACUGCGUCGUAUCUGCGCUUAUGGGCAUUAUCUCUUGCUCAUGCUCAAUUAUCAGAAGUAUUGUGGAAUAUGGUUAUGAGAAAUGGAUUAACUCAAGAAGAUUGGUCCGGUGGAAUUAUUUUAUGGGCCGUAUUUGCAUUUUGGGCCGUUCUUACCGUUGGUAUUUUGGUACUUAUGGAAGGAUUGUCAGCUUUCUUACAUACACUUCGACUUCAUUGGGUCGAGUUCCAAAGUAAAUUUUACGCUGGACUGGGAUACAGUUUUCAGCCAUUUUCAUUUGAAAUUAUUUUGGAUGCGGCGCAGUCCACUGCAGAGGACUAAAAUUAACUUAUUUAAAAAAAUGAAAUGUCAUGUGCAGAAUAUAUUAUCAGCGAAUAUGACUUUUCAUAAUAUUGCAACAUUUAAUAAUUAAAAGCUAAUAUUGUUUUUAAAUAAAUUACAUAGUUUAUAUUUUAGUGCAUAAAAUUAAUCUUUCACAUGUUACAGAGUUAUUUCUUUGACAAUGAAAGAAGGAUUCGUUUUUAAAUUGCAAUCACGUGUUAAAAUUUGUUCGGUACAGUACUUGUAAAAAUAAUUGAAUGUAAACUUAAUUGUAUAAUUUAUCUAAUUCGUAAUUAACCAUAACCUUAAACGUUGUGAUCAAUAAAUUGUUGUUAUAUGGUGCCCGUAGAAUUUAUUAAAGUAUAAAAAGCAUAAAUUGUAAUUAGAUCUGAAAUAUGUAGUGAAAGUAAAUAAAUAUUAUGUAUAUGUUCUGUAUUUAGAUACAGUUACGAUUGUAUAGAGUUAAAUUGUAUCUUAAAAAUUGUAAUCUAUAAUGUGAUAUAAAGAUAAA